CUUCCCCGCCAGUUCACCCGCGUGGCGUUUCUGCCGGAAUUUUGGCUCUCUCUCUCUCUCUCUCUCUCUCUAAAGCCAUUUCAAUUCCACGAUCCGAGCUUAAGGCGGCUGAAUCAUCGCCAUCUUCUCUUAUAAUCUGAAUCACAAGCAGGAGGCGGAGAAGAAAAAUGGGAGCUUUGGGCAAGAACUCUCGCGGGGGCAAGCGAGGGCCGUCAUUCUCAUGGACCUCCACCAUCACGAUACUCAUCUUUAUCGCCUUCUGCGCCUUUGGAAUCUACAUUCUCACCUCCUCCGCUUCGUCCACUGCUGCCCAGCGUCGUUCCGACAUUUCCCUCUCCUCUGACCGCCGAGCUUCCCGAUUCGAUCUCAAAGAGCCAAAGUCGGCCCUAGAUGACUCCGCUGUGCAAUCUGAAUCUGGGGCUUCUGAAGAAGAUUCCUCUGAAACUCAGCCGCAGCAGACGAAUGGAGAGGAGGAAACGCAGAAGCAGGGGGAUAAAGGAUCCAGCAGCGGCAUUGAGAGUCAGGAGCAGAUUGAGCAUGACACUGAUGGAACUGGUGAAGAGAACAACGAUAGCCAGAAUCAAGAACAAUCUCAGGUGGAUGGCACGGUGGCUGAUGAGGAAAGCGGGAAAUCUGAGGAUAAAUUGGCUCCUGAAACUGAACAGAGCCAGGAUUCCACAGAUCGGCAAAGUGAUGAGGACGAGAAGAAGCAGAAUGAGGAGGAGCAGAAGCCAGAGCAAGCAGAAGAGGAAAAUGGCAACAAUAGCCACCAACCGGAGCAGCAGAUAGAGGAAGUUGACGGAAGAUUCGAAAACCAGCCAGGGUCACAGUUGGUAGACGAUGAAACUACCCAUACCACCAAAAGUGAUGAUGGAGUCAUCAAUCCUGCCACAAGUUUACCCUUUUCUGAUGACCAGUUGGAAAAUCCAAGCAACAGCGGUGACAAUAGGCCACAGGAGAACCAGGAAGUCCACCCUCUGAAUGAAGAGGGGCGGAAGGAGAAUGAGGAAGAGCAGCAGCAAUCUGGAAUCAGCAAAGGCAAUCCUGGCAAUGAGGCAAGCUUUAUUGGAUAUGAGUGGGAGCUCUGCAAUGUCACCGCAGGUGCCGACUACAUACCUUGCCUUGACAAUGAGAAGGCUAUCAAGAAGCUAAAUAAUUUCAAGCAUUAUCAGCACAGAGAGCGCCAUUGCCCAGAGGAGAGUCCCACUUGUCUUGUGCCUCUCCCCACGGGGUAUAAGAGGUCAAUUGAGUGGCCGAAGAGCAGGGAUAAGAUAUGGUACAACAAUGUCCCUCAUACUAAACUCGCUGAGGUGAAAGGGCAUCAGAACUGGGUGAAAGUAGAUGGAGAGUACCUUACAUUUCCUGGAGGUGGAACACAAUUCAUACAUGGUGCUCUGCAUUACAUAGAUUUCCUUCAGCAGUCCCUGCGCACUAUUGCAUGGGGAAAACAUACCCGUGUUAUAUUAGAUGUUGGCUGCGGAGUUGCAAGCUUUGGUGGCUAUCUCUUUGAUCGAGACGUAAUCACCAUGUCUUUUGCACCAAAGGAUGAACAUGAAGCUCAAGUUCAGUUUGCUCUCGAGAGAGGCAUUCCUGCAAUAUCUGCAGUGAUGGGCUCCCAAAGACUUCCAUUUCCCAGCAAAGUUUUUGACCUCAUCCAUUGUGCUAGGUGUCGUGUUCCAUGGCAUGCUGAUGGAGGCUUGCUUCUUCUUGAGCUCAAUCGUGUGCUGCGUCCUGGCGGCUAUUUUGUGUGGUCAGCCACACCAGUUUAUCAGAAACUAAAGGAAGAUUUAGAAAUAUGGAAGGCAAUGAGUUCCCUUACAAAAUCGAUGUGUUGGGAUCUUGUCACUAUCAAGAAGGACAAAUUGAAUGGAGUUGCUGCAGCAAUCUACAGGAAACCCACUUCUAAUGAAUGUUAUGACAACAGGAAGAAUCAAAGUCCUCCAAUGUGUGAAGAGGAAGAUGAUCCCAAUGCAGCUUGGUAUACACCUUUAAAAGCCUGCAUCCACCGGGUUCCUACUGAUGCUUCAGAAAGAGGGACGAAAUGGCCCAUGGAAUGGCCACAAAGGCUCAAGACACCCCCAUACUGGCUAGAUAGCUCCCAGGCAGGUUUCUAUGGAAAACCAGGUCCUCUUGAUUUCAAAUCUGACUACGAUCAUUGGAAACAAAUCGUAACUAAGUCCUAUCUCAAUGGUUUGGGCAUAAAUUGGUCCAAAAUUAGAAAUGUGAUGGACAUGAGAGCUGUCUAUGGAGGAUUUGCAGCUGCUUUGAAAGACAUGAAAAUAUGGGUCAUGAAUGUAGUGAAUACUGAUUCUUCAGACACACUUCCUGUCAUAUAUGAGCGCGGCCUUUUCGGCAUAUAUCAUGAUUGGUGUGAAUCUUUCAGCACUUAUCCUCGAACUUAUGAUCUCUUACACGCGGACCAGCUCUUUUCCAAGCUGAAAGAAAGAUGCAGCAUUGUUCCAGUUAUGGCUGAGAUUGACAGGAUUAUGAGACCUGGAGGGAAACUGAUAGUCAGAGACGAAUCUACUGUUACUAAUGAACUGGAAAGCUUGCUGAAGUCCUUACACUGGGAAGUUCAACUGAUCUUCUCCAAGGACAACAAAGGAAUAAUAGCUGCAGAGAAAUCAGAUUGGAGACCUGAGACCUGAUUAGUCAAGUGAUGAUUUAGGUUCCAUUAGCUCAAAUAUUUCUACACCAGAUUUUUCUCUAUGAUUUUGAUAAUCUUGCAGUCAUAGAAUGUAUUGUUUUUAACAAUAAUUCUACUAUUUCACAUUCUUCUAUUGUAAGAUCAUUAGAAUUGUCAUAUUGUUGCCAAAAGCCAAUUUCUUUACAUUUUGUACCAUUUUGUACUAUGUUGCCCUAUGGUUUUAAACAAUAUAAUAAGAAGUGAUUGUGCUUAUGAAUAAUUUCUUCUU
Molecule: messenger RNA, 2915 nt
Organism: Dendrobium catenatum
Lineage: Eukaryota; Viridiplantae; Streptophyta; Magnoliopsida; Asparagales; Orchidaceae
Product: probable methyltransferase PMT27
Exons: 8
Coding region: 168-2648 (826 amino acids)
Cellular component (GO): trans-Golgi network; cytoplasm; endosome
Molecular function (GO): methyltransferase activity
Source: RefSeq, a predicted model, not a curated record